AUGGUUCGCCUCCGAGAGAUUCCCAGGACCGCGGCCUUCGCUUGGUCGCCUGGUUCGGAGAAGCCUCUUGUCGUCAGCGGUACCCGUGCCGGCGCAGUGUCCGAUGACUUCUCCGAUGAGACCAAGCUUGAGCUUUGGGACCUCAACCUAGACGACCAAGACCAGGGACUCGAGCUUCAACCUGUUGCCAGUAUCAGUACCGACUCGAGGUUCUACGACAUUGCCUGGGGUCCAGCCGACGAGGACCACCCCCGUGGCAUCAUUGCUGGAGCUCUGGAGAACGGAUCCCUCGAUUUGUGGGAUGCUGAGAAGCUCAUCGCCGGCGCCGAGGAUGCCUUGAUCUCGAGGACCACGAAGCACACCGGCGCCAUCAAAUCUCUGCAGUUCAACCCCCUGCGGCCUCAAAUCCUCGCGACUGCAGGUGCAAAGGGCGAGCUCUUCGUCUACGACGUCAAUGACAUCGAAAACCCCUUCCGCCUUGGCACCGCUGCGGCUCGGUCCGACGAUCUCGAGUGCGUCGCAUGGAACAGGAAGGUCUCGCACAUUCUCGCUACCGGUGGAUCUGGUGGCUUUGUCACCGUCUGGGACCUGAAGACGAAGAAGGCCAGCUUAACACUGAACAACAACCGCAAGGCUGUCAGCGCCAUCGCAUGGGACCCCAACAAUUCGACGAAGCUCCUGACGGCGACUCCUGACGACUCGGCCCCCCUGAUUCUUCUGUGGGAUCUGAGGAACUCCAACGCGCCCGAGAAGUCGCUGCAGGGUCACGACCAAGGCGUGCUCUCGCUAUCGUGGUGCCAGCAAGACGGCGACCUUUUGAUCUCCAGCGGCAAGGACAACAGGACUCUGAUCUGGAACCCCCAGACCGGAGAGCGCUAUGGCGAGUUCCCCGAGGUUACCAACUGGACUUUCCUCACCCGCUUCAACCCCCACAACCCCAACCUGUCGGCCACGGCAGGAUUCGACGGCAAGAUCGCCAUUCAGACACUGCAGAACACCAACUCGACCUCCGCGCAGGCCACGCAACAGCAGAACAAGCUGGAUGGAGAGGACUUUUUCAACCAGGCGCAGACCCAACCGCAGGGCGCCUCUUUCUCCCUAGCUAAAGCCCCCAAGUGGAUUCAGCCGCCCAUUGGUGCCUCCUUUGGUUUUGGCGGCAAGCUCGUUAUCUUCAAGCCACAGCCGGGCCAGGCCAGGGCUUCCAAGGUCAUCAUUUCCCAGUUCUCGGUUGACUCUGAUAUUGGCACCGCCACGGAGAAGUUUGAGGCCUCGCUGCAGUCCGGCGACCUGGUCGGCAUUUGUGAAACCCACAAGGACCAGGCUGCGACUGAAGAGGAGAAGGCCGACUGGCUUGUGAUGGAGACUCUGACCGGUGAUAACCCUCGGAAGGCGAUCAUUGAGCACCUCGGAUUCACCGAAGAAGAAAUCGUCAACGGCACUGCCGCCGAAGAGACCAAGGAGAAGACCGAAACCACCUCGGACGCCGAGAAGGAGGCCGAGGAGCCCAAAUCUGCGUCUAAGAGGGUCUCCGGGUUCUUUGCCGAUGGUGAGGGCGACGGCGAUGAGGACGAUUUCCUCAGCGGCAUCCCUGCUACCAAAGGCACCAAGACGGAUAGCCCGUUCAACCUGCUCAGCGAGAACGACUCGGCGGUUGAGAAGCAAAUCACCAAGGCGCUUCUGCUGGGCAACUUCACCAAGGCCGCCGAGAUUUGCCUGAAGGAGGAGCAAUUUGCCGAGGCCUUCCUACUCGCCAACUGCGGCGGCCAGGAGCUGGUCGACAAGGUCCAGAAAGCCUACUUGGCACGCAAGAGUGGACGCCCGAGCUACGUCCGCCUGCUCAGCAGCGUCAUCGAUAAGAACCUUUGGGAUGUCGUCUACAACGCUGAUCUUGAGAAUUGGAAGGAGACCAUGGCUGUCCUCUGCACGUUCUCAGACCCCCAGGAGUUCCCCGACCUGUGCGAGGCCCUUGGCGACCGUGUCUUUGACCACGGCCUUCGCAAGGAUGCUUCCUUCUGCUACCUUGUUGGAUCCAAGCUGGAGAAGGUCGUCAACAUCUGGAUCGCUGAGCUGCAGGAGGCCGAAAAGGCUGGUCUUACAGAGCCCUCUGACGACUCGACCUUCUCUGUCCACGCCCGCUCGCUUCAGAACUUCAUCGAGAAGGUUACCAUCUUCCGCCACGUUACCAAGUUCCGAGACUCCGAGAAGGAGUUGACUGAGGGCUGGAAGCUGGCUGCUUUGUACGAUAAGUACACCGAGUACGCUGACAUUAUCGCCGCCCACGGACAACUCGCGGUGGCCCAGAAGUACCUGGACUUCCUGCCCACCAAGUACCCCGCCGCCGACCUGGCGCGAAACAGACUGCAGCUGGCGACGGGCACCAAGAAGGCUGCCCCCCAGGCCACCGCCUCCAGGCAGGCAGCUCGCCAGCCUACUCCCCGCCAGAACUUUGUGCCCCAGCAGCCACAGCCUGCCCAGCCGGCGCUCAACCCUUACUCUGCCCCGACGCCUGCCCAGACCCCCGGUAGCAACCCCUACGCGCCCCCGACGCCGAACCUGUACGCUCCUCCGGCCACUUCCACCCCCUAUGCUCCUUCUGGAGGCUACCAGCAGCCGGCGCCCACGCCACAGCAAAGCUACCAGGCUUCGACUGGCUACGGCGCCCCCACGAACCAGUUCAACAACCAGUUUGGCGCCCCGCCUCGAGGACCAACACCGACAGCCCCCCCGCCCCGUGCCGGAGCCAAGCCGACGGAGAACUGGAACGACGUGCCUCUGGUCGCAAGGGCUGCUCCUCCUCCACGGAGGUCUACGCCCAGCGUCGCCCCUGUCACAUCUCCCUUUGCCAGCCAGCCCGGUCACCCUGGACCACCUCCCCAGGGACCCUGCGGACAGCGAACGGGGGCUACGCCGCCACCCCCUCCUCCGAAGGCCUCUGGACCCCCCCGUGUCACCUCUCCCCUGUCUGGACCUCCGCAGUCCUUCCAGGGGCCACCGAGGCCUACGUCGUCUGCCAGCAACGUUUAUGCUCCUCCAACACCUCAGCCUGGCUCUGUGCCGCACCCGCAGAUUCCUCAGAUGCCGCCCCGCACCGCUUCGCCCUAUGGUGCUCCUCCUGGCGGAGCGCCUCCUUCCAACCGGUAUGCGCCUAGCCCCGCAGCGCAGCAGACGAACCAGCCUCCUCAGGGACCAGUGCCCUCGGCAGGGCCUCCUCUGGGCAGCGCACCGCCCCCAAGGAACCCGUACGCGCCACCGCCAUCUGCGGGAACCCCUCAAAGCCAGUACGCGCCUUCGCCCUACCAGGCGCCUCCGCAGGCAUCCGGUCCGCCCCCGACGGGCCCUCCCCCCGGCGGUCCGCCCCCUUCAGCAGGACCUCCUCCCGGUGGACCGCCUACGGGCGCCAGGCCGACGCCUCCUCCGCCAAGAGCCUCAGCACCCCCCGCGGCGAGGCAUCCCGCCGGCGACCGCAGUCACAUCCCGGCUAAUGCACAGCGCCUAGUUGAGGUGUUCAGCUCGGAUAUGCAAAGGGUCGCUAGCAAGGCGCCAGCGUCGUUCGGGCCUCAGGUUAAGGACACGCAGAAGCGUCUCAACCUUUUGUUUGACCACCUCAACAACCAAGAACUGGUGCAGCCUGAUACGAUUGAGAAGCUCAACCAGAUCGCCGAGGCUCUUCAAGCGAGGGACUACGACGGGGCGCAGGCCCUGCAGGUGGAAGUUCAGCGUGAGAAGACGACGGAGUGCGGCAACUGGAUGGUCGGUGUCAAGCGACUGAUCAGCAUGAGCAAGGCUACGCCUUGA
Messenger RNA from Verticillium nonalfalfae, 3795 nucleotides. RefSeq names its product protein transport protein S31 (gene SEC31). The transcript is spliced from 3 exons. Lineage: Eukaryota; Fungi; Ascomycota; Sordariomycetes; Glomerellales; Plectosphaerellaceae. Gene Ontology annotation, molecular function: structural molecule activity; protein binding. Gene Ontology annotation, cellular component: endoplasmic reticulum exit site; COPII vesicle coat. The coding region runs from base 1 to 3795 and encodes 1264 amino acids. The record is from RefSeq and is a predicted model, not a curated record. Gene Ontology annotation, biological process: COPII-coated vesicle cargo loading; endoplasmic reticulum organization; endoplasmic reticulum to Golgi vesicle-mediated transport.